Kwoniella shivajii is the source of this 1221-nucleotide messenger RNA. RefSeq names its product alternative oxidase, mitochondrial. The record is from RefSeq and is a predicted model, not a curated record. Gene Ontology annotation, biological process: alternative respiration. The coding region runs from base 1 to 1221 and encodes 406 amino acids. Gene Ontology annotation, molecular function: alternative oxidase activity. NCBI's taxonomy places the organism in Eukaryota, Fungi, Basidiomycota, Tremellomycetes, Tremellales, Cryptococcaceae. The transcript is spliced from 5 exons. Gene Ontology annotation, cellular component: mitochondrion.
AUGUCCACUUUAGCGAUACGUUCAACGACCUUGAUGAGGUCAACACACCUAUGUCGACCUAUUCUCCUACAAGCUCAAUUACUUCAUCAUCCAAUUGGCAUUGCGUCGAGUAGUCGAUCAUUCUCCGUUUCUGCAAGGAGAAGCAUACAGAAAGAUGAACCUAGACAGGCUAGUCUAGCACUUCAAUCUGACGUGAGAGAAAAAGAAGAACACUCUAAAAAUAAGAUCGUAGGAGGAGAAGGUAAAGGUGUAGAAGGUCCUCAUUACCAAGAUCAAGUACCAUUAGCAACAGAUACAUUGGCUGAUGAAUCAAUAACUGGAGCUUGGACAAUGAUGAAUCCCAUUUACACUGAGUCGGAACUUGAUACGGUGAAAGUGGUAGGACGAACUCCGGUGACGAUUGGAGAUAAAGCAGCUCAUCGAACAGUCAAAUUUCUUAGAAAAGCAUUCGAUGUCUUGACAGCUUAUAAAGCAGUGCCUAUUCCACAAUCGGUUUUAAAACAGAACCCAAUUCCUAUUGCUGAAUUGAGAGCCAAAGGUCAAUUAUUAAGUCAUCAUAAAUGGUUGUUCAGAUUCAUCCUCUUGGAAUCCAUCGCCGGUGUUCCAGGAAUGGUUGGAGGUACAUUGAGACAUCUCAGAAGUAUGAGAUUGUUAAGAAGAGAUGGUGGAUGGAUACAUACUCUUCUUGAAGAAGCUGAGAAUGAACGGAUGCAUCUUCUCACAUUCAUGACUAUGGCUCAACCGACAGUAUUCACAAGAGCAUUAGUACUUGCGGCUCAAGGAGUAUUCUAUAAUGCUUUCUUCCUCACCUACUUGUUUUCGCCAAAAACGGCACAUCGAUUCGUCGGCGCAUUAGAAGAAGAAGCUGUUCGAACUUACACACAUUGUAUAGAAGAUAUGGAGAAUGGUUUAAUACCAGAAUGGAAUGAUGUCCCUGCACCUAGAAUUGCCAUUGAUUAUUGGAGAUUACCGACAGACGCCAAAUUGCUAGAUGUCAUAAGAGCAGUUAGAGCGGAUGAAGCGACUCAUAGAUUCGUCAAUCAUUCCCUGGCCAAUCUAGAUCAAAAGAAAGAUUUCAAUCCUUUCGCUUUGGUAGAAGCUAACGCUCAAACAAGAGGUGAAAAGUGGGGAUUCACAAGACAAGAAUCGGCUGAUUUCGCCAAACAACAACAGCAAAAAUUGAUGGAAGCUUCUAAGCAAAAACACAUCGCCAGCCAUUAG